UCAUGCGCAUGCGUUGUUGCUUCCAAGCAACCGGACAUUCUAGAAACCCGGAAGUAGCGUGAAGGUCUUUGACGAUGGUUGGAGUUUAGAUAACGUUUCGCAGUUGUGGGACCAGUAUCGAUGUGAAAAUGGGUGUUAAAAUAGAAGUGUUUCGAAUGAUGCUAUAUCUGUCCUUUCCCGUGACCAUGUUCUGGAUCUCAAAUCAGGCAGAGUAUUUUGAAGAGUACAUAGUAAAGAGAAAGAGGGAGAUCUUCCCCCCUGACGAGCAACUGCAUAGGAAAGAGUUGGAGGACUUCAAAGAACGAAUGCGUCUUCGUAAGGAGCAGCGGAUGUUAAAGCAGAUUUCUGUGGAAUCUGAGAACUGAGGAUUAUGUGUCUGAAGCAGUGCGUAAAGUCCCGGCGAUGAAGGAUUAUUUGGCAGAGUCCUUUGGGCAAAAGAAAACUGGCCAGACUGAAAUCUCUAAGAAGUUAAUGCAUCUCAAAGAUGUCUUUUUUUCUAGGGAUUCAUUGUGCCUAAUAUGCUUGUUAAAUUUACACGUGUGGGUUUUUUCCACACAAGACUUUUCAAAUGUCAGCCGUGUGUGUGUUUGAACGCUUGAUCAGUUGAGUUGCUGUGUUAUCACUGUCGUAAAACAAAUAUUUGAGUUGUAAAUCCAGUCGGAUCUGUUGUGAAUUUCAUGAUUUAUUUUGUGAGAUGAUGCCGUACCUAUGAAAUAUAUUCACCCUCAUGGAUUUUUUCCCUGUUAAGUUUUUACAUUGUAAUAGAUUGGAUGUAAUAAGGCAUUUUUUACACUCAUCGAAAGAAAGAUCUUAAAACCACAGUGUGAAACAAAUCUCCAUAAACUGAUUUGAAUUAAACCGAACAUAAAACACAAAGUAACUGAUUGCAUAAAUAUUCAGCCCUUUCAAAAUAAUAUUUAUCAGAGGGGCAUGUGGCAGCAAUUACUGCCUUUACCCUACGAUACAAAAUCUGGGUAGUUUUAGUCUCAUGUUCUGGGCUGUCUUUUGGGAAAUACAUUUUUCCUUAAGUCACAGUCCACUCACAGACCUCUGCAUUUUCUUCUGUGACUGAUUUGUAUUUCCGUGCAUUUAUUGUAAAUGACAGGCAGUUGGCUGCAGCAGCUAUGUGAUACUUUGACAUUAAAUUAUUUUUUUCUGUUUAUCACUCGUAAAA
Molecule: messenger RNA, 1174 nt
Organism: Epinephelus moara (kelp grouper)
Lineage: Eukaryota; Metazoa; Chordata; Actinopteri; Perciformes; Serranidae
Product: protein PET100 homolog, mitochondrial
Exons: 4
Coding region: 129-365 (78 amino acids)
Biological process (GO): mitochondrial respiratory chain complex IV assembly
Cellular component (GO): mitochondrial inner membrane; mitochondrion
Source: RefSeq, a predicted model, not a curated record